Messenger RNA from Alosa alosa (allis shad), 1712 nucleotides. It is a transcript of the gene chrm3b, whose product is annotated as cholinergic receptor, muscarinic 3b. Gene Ontology annotation, biological process: adenylate cyclase-activating adrenergic receptor signaling pathway. Bases 1 to 1335 code for a protein of 444 amino acids. Gene Ontology annotation, cellular component: plasma membrane. The transcript has a single exon. Lineage: Eukaryota; Metazoa; Chordata; Actinopteri; Clupeiformes; Clupeidae. Gene Ontology annotation, molecular function: G protein-coupled acetylcholine receptor activity. The record is from RefSeq and is a predicted model, not a curated record.
AUGUCCUUGACGAACACAUAUCCAGUGAUGAGAGACGCUGGCAUCCAACAUGGAUAUCACUGGCCCGAGAAUGAGGACUCAAACCAGGAUGACACUGUUCUUGACAGCAGCAGCCCUUUAACUAGUUUACAGAAUUUGACUGUGCCAUUUGACCCACUGGGUGGACAUGCAGUCUGGCAGGUUAUUGUGAUUGUUUUUUUUACUGGUUCUUUGUCCCUGGUCACUGUGAUUGGCAACAUACUGGUACUAGUGUCAUUCAAAAUUAACAAAGCACUCAAGACAGUGAACAACUACUACCUGCUCAGCCUUGCAUUUGCGGACCUGACUAUUGGCACCCUCUCUAUGAACCUGUAUACUACAUACAUCAUUAUGGAUACUUGGGCUUUGGGAAACUGGGCAUGUGAUUUGUGGCUUGCUAUAGACUAUGUAGCCAGCAAUGCUUCAGUUAUGAACCUCCUAGUUAUUAGUUUUGAUAGAUACUUCUCUGUGACUAAACCCCUGACAUAUCGAGCUAAAAGAACAACUAAACGGGCUAUGACCAUGAUCUGCUCAGCUUGGACCAUCUCCUUUGUGCUCUGGGCCCCUGCCAUCCUGUUCUGGCAGUUUGUUGUUGGGGAACGCACUGUGCCACCUGGAGAGUGCUAUAUCCAGUUCCUGUCUGAGCCAAUUAUCACAUUCUGCACAGCCAUUGCCGCGUUCUACCUGCCGGUCUCUAUCAUGACCUUUCUCUUCUGGAAGAUGUACAAGGAGACAGAGAAUCGUUCCAAAGACCUAGCUGGCCUGAAGUGCUCUGGCAAUCAAGGCAAACAUGACAAGGCUACCACCGGAGGUUCCAAGAGCAAUAGCAACACUGAUCUUAACCAACCAGUACAGAAUGACCAGACAGAGUCAGAUGAGGAUACUAAAGAAAGUCAGACUGGCAAACCAGCUUCAAAGUCUCCCUCUUCUAGUGUCACCAUGGCAAAGCGCUUUGCCUCAAAAGCCAAAUCACACUUCAGCAAACGUAAAAAUCAGUCAGUGGUGAAGGAAAAUAAAGCUGCUCAGACACUGAGUGCCAUUCUGUUGGCUUUCAUCAUUACAUGGACACCAUAUAAUAUCAUGGUCCUAGUAAACACAUUCUGUACUGGCUGUAUUCCUGAAACACUUUGGGCUCUGGGUUACUGGCUCUGUUAUGUGAACAGCACUAUCAACCCUAUGUGCUAUGCCCUCUGCAACAAGAAUUUCCGUGAUACAUUCAAAAUGAUCCUACUCUGUCAAUGGAAUAUGCAGAAGCAGAAUAAGCCACAAUUUCAACAAAGGCAGGCACCGGCCUUUCGUAAAAAAGAGCCACUUUAGGAUAACUUUUAGUAGUAGUUAUCAGACUGCUCUUAGAGUUACUUGUGAAAACAAGCCUUACACUCUUUGUAGGCUACAUUGUUAGUUCCUGAAGACACAGUAAAGCACUAUAACAUUUCUCCAAAUGAAUAAUUCUCAAUUCCCUGUUCUUCAUACAAUUCAGAUGUUUUUGCCAAUGUUUUCAUACAUUUUGAAAAAUUUAAAUGAUAACAUUACAGUUUACCACACUGCUCUUAAGGUUAUAUUCUCCCAUGUGUGCAAGUCACCCUACGAGCAUUCUGCUUAAGUAAUACUGAAGUCUAUUAUUUAUGCACAUGCAUGAACAGUUACACAUUUUUUGCAACUGUCAACCCACAGUAAUCAUCCACUUGUUUUUC